This is a messenger RNA of Aplosporella prunicola CBS 121167, 722 nucleotides long. RefSeq lists its product as uncharacterized. The coding region runs from base 249 to 632 and encodes 127 amino acids. The transcript has a single exon. NCBI's taxonomy places the organism in Eukaryota, Fungi, Ascomycota, Dothideomycetes, Botryosphaeriales, Aplosporellaceae. The record is from RefSeq and is a predicted model, not a curated record.
CUGCUGCCUGGUUGCCUUGGCUCGCCUUACACAAAGAUGAGGAACGGGGAAAAAGGAAACAAACGAGAUUAGAUUUGGCGGUUGCGGCGUAUUUAGGGCAGGGUUUUGUGCAUAGAACGGGGCGGUCCUUGGACGGCGUGUGUAAGAGCCUACUCACAUAGUCGCUCGCUGCCGCUCUUCAGGCGUCCAGGGCUCACUUACAUACAUACAGUAGACUAACGGCCGCACGCAGCACAAGAGAGCGCUGCAUGCCAUGCUUUGGCCUCCUCUUGUCCUGUCGUGCCGUGCACACGACGUCCAGCCCUCUCACCCGCAUACAUGGGCAAUCUCCCCCAACUGAAGUCACGCAGACACCCGCGAUCUCCUGCGCGCGCAGCAGUAGCAUCAGCAGGAGCAGCAUCAAGCGCGCAGCUCUAGCUCUCUUUUUUUUCUGGUCCCCUCUCUUGCCCUCCAUUUCUGCCCCACACCCCCACCAUUACCACCACCAUCGGCGCGAGAACAAAGAGACAAUGGGCACACACGCCUACCCACCACGCGGGAACAAAGAGAGGGACGGCGUCGCACGGCAUCUAAGAGGCUGCUGCGAAAAGGCACCACCACUACUCACCGGUCACCUAGUUUGUCGUAAGUAAAUCAACGACGACGACGACGACGUCGGCAACGCCAUCAGGCUCGCGCGCUGGGCGCCAGACGCGCAGGGACGACGAUGCGGAGUGGGUCCG